AUGUCGUUCUUGGAGCCUCGCCUUGCGCCCUUGCCCUCAAUCUGGAUCUCAAGCGAUGACGACCUAUCGGAGAGGAAGGCAGCCCUGCGACGCUGCGCUUCAUUCCCAGGCUACAUUCCGUUUGCCCUGCAGUCGCACAAAGACCAGGCUGGGCUGACCGUGACCUCGCGUCGGGAGAGAGAGGAAUUGGGCGACUGCUCCAUUGACGACAACUUGACACAGGAUCCGUUGGAAGACUCGGAAUGGCAAACGAUGCUACCUCCAAUCGAUGCGUCGGAGGACUCGGAGGAUGUGAACGUGUGGCCUGACACGGAUACGGAGGAUGAUUUCGAAGAACGACGAAAUCUGCAAGCACCGCUUUCAGAGGCGAAGGAUUCUGCACAGCCGACGCAUGGAUGGACAGACAAAGGCAAUCCGGGUUCUUUGCAGGCAUCCCUGACAGUGUUUACCGGAUGGAGCGACCCAGUGUGGUGCAAGGCCAAUGCGAGCAAGAAUGUGGAAGCUGCACCUCGUGGCCCUGUGCGAGCUUCAGCGGGCCCCGGUUCCUUCACCUCUGAACGACCUGCACGAGUCCAGGUCAACCUCGAGACUGAAUUGUCUCUGAGCCCCUGUGCUGACGCCAAUCCGUGCAAACAAGUGCCAAAGCCCGUCAACAUGGUGGCAGGAAAGGGGCCAUGCCGUGCAGUGCGCCCAAAGGUGCCGGGCAAGUGUGGUGGACCUACCCUGAAGGAGUCUUUCCGUGGUGGUGAAGGGACUGAAGACGGUGCUGGGAAUCGGCAGGUGCUCCAGGCCGUAAAGGCUGGGAAUGCAGCUCUUCAGAAAGCUCGUGCUAUGAUGCCUGCUGUGAAUGCGAAGCCGCAGUGUUCCAUCGCUAUCCAGGCGAUUCGCGGUAUGCGAAGUGGCCUCGGUCAGAGCGAAACUCGACACGAAUCUGCGUUCGUGCACAAGCCGAGCGCUUUACAUGCGUGCAUCCAGCCAGAAUUCACUGCAACGGGCGAGCCAUCUGUGAACGGUGGCUGCUGUGUGCGCUUCGUGGCGCAGAUGCGGAGCAGUAGCAUUGCUUGCCGCGUCCGGGCGGCACUAACACUAACGCCGACAUACCCUGAGUUUGAGCUUCUAGUUACAGGUUGCCGCGAUGGCAAAGUGAUCUCCGGGCGGGUACAAGCCUGGCUUGGUGCGGCAGCGUUGCCCGUUCCGCUUGAUGACUCCGGCGUUAUCUGCUGUGCCGUCGAGCCCACAUCUGGCGGUGAGGGCCCGCCAGUGGACAAGCUGCUGUGCCGGAUCUGCUUGCUGGAGGGGCCCGGAGAGGACGAUCCUCUGAUUGCACCGUGUCAGUGCAAGGGCUCUAUCGAGUAUGUCCACCUGGGAUGCCUCCGGCACUGGAUCCGGGGGCGUCUGAAUCUCUCCGACCGACCAUUGGGCUCGUAUUUCUACAGGCCCUUGACUUGCGAGCUUUGUAAGUCGGUUUACCCGACCUACAUCCACACCAACAGCGGCCAAGAGAGAUCGCCGUUGGUUGAAGUGCCAUUUACGCAGCCGCCUUUCAUAGUUCUGGAGAACAUGGUGCGGGAUUCCCAGCAGCAUACGUCCAGAGGUCUGCAUGUGAUAUCACUUGCGGAGAAGGAGCUCAAGCUUGGCCGCGGCCACGAGAGCGAUGUGCGCAUUGCGGAUGUCUCAAUCUCUCGCACUCAUGCAACAAUUCGAUUCAGCAAGGGCCACUUCCUCUUGCAAGACAGCUCGUCGAAGUUCGGCACACUGGUCGCCAUGAAAAAACCCCGGGUGCUGGAGCCAGGCGUUAACAUUUCCAUUCAGAUGGGCCGGACGGUUCUGACACUGUGUGCGCAGCACGAUCCGAACCAGUCAAACUCGGCAUCUUCUUUGAACCAGCUGCCAGUCGGGGGCAGUGCUCAGGACGAGCGAGCCCUGCGGCUGUCCCUGCUGACCCGCGGACAGAGCGAGGGUGGACAGACGGCUCAGAGUGAGGAGCUUCCCGAAGAGUGA
Messenger RNA from Symbiodinium necroappetens, 2001 nucleotides. The record is from the annotation of a GenBank genome assembly. Lineage: Eukaryota; Dinophyceae; Suessiales; Symbiodiniaceae.